This is a messenger RNA of Emericellopsis atlantica, 2515 nucleotides long. RefSeq names its product subunit 17 of mediator complex-domain-containing protein. The record is from RefSeq and is a predicted model, not a curated record. Gene Ontology annotation, biological process: regulation of transcription by RNA polymerase II. Lineage: Eukaryota; Fungi; Ascomycota; Sordariomycetes; Hypocreales; Bionectriaceae. Gene Ontology annotation, molecular function: transcription coregulator activity. Gene Ontology annotation, cellular component: mediator complex; core mediator complex. Bases 176 to 2059 code for a protein of 627 amino acids. The transcript has 3 exons.
CCAAGGUUGGGGACCCUUGUGGCCGCCAUCGCAGCGCACUUUCACGCAGCCUCGCCGUAAACGCGACAAGGCUCCGUUCUCAAUUUCAUGAACGACUCUACCGCCAGCUUUGUCUUGACCACGCAAUCGACCGCUCGACAACAUAUAUGAUAACUCUCCUUCCAAACCACCACUGAUGGCUGGCGACGCGACGUCUUUGUCUUUGCGCCCAUUUCCUGUGGCUGACAAGAAGCCCAAGACCAUCUCCGACUUCAUCGGCCGUAUCAACACGCAGUCGGGUGGAUUUCGCGAUGUCACAGAAGCAAAGAUCCAUGACGAAAUAGCACGACAAGCCCAAGCUGGCGCCCCGAACGAAGAUGCCGACAUGUCCGAUGGAGAGGAGGAGGAUGAGGAGGAAGAGGGCGCCGAUGAAGAAGAGAUUGAUCCUUUGCAAGCACGGGAGCAGGUGCUAAGAGAAAUCGACAUAGCAACCUAUCAUGCCGAUGCGACCCUCAACACCGUGUCUCUCCUCCUAUCCAAGCAGAACCCGACGACCGCUAGUCUGACGCUCAACAAACAACUCCGCGAGACCGUCGGCAUUGGCACACUCGGCGCAGAUCGACUCGAGCGGCCCAAGGAUGACAUUGCCAAGGCGGAGGACCAGCGUCGGAUUGCUGUCGGGUGGACUCUCAUGGACAUCAACAACACGAGGAACUCAGCAGAGGCGGCGUGCGCAUUUCUGCAAAAAGAGGUCGAUGCCGAGAACAAAUACUGGGAAGAUGUCGCCGGCGUGCAGGGUAGCGGCUGGUCAAUAUGCAGAAUGCCUCAAGAGAGGACAACUCUCGGGGUGCGGUUUGGGUUCUCAGAGUCUGCUGCCGAAUUCAAAGCCAAUGGUCUCGCGCCUAUGCGAAGGAAUGAUGAUGGGUCGGUCCAGCUAGAUCUCGGACGCCUAGGUGGCGUCUCCGAACGACUUCUCGUCACAUACGAACGCGACGGCAACGUCGUAGGGCGUUCGACGAUUGGUUCGCAGCCAUCCGCAGAUGCGCCUCUCGAAGACCGUGUCCUCGAGGCACGCAACACACUGCUCGCCCAGGAGCUUUGGUUCGAGCUGGGCCGGGAGGCGCGCACCUUGACGGCCUUGGGCGUUCAGCUCCAAGGGUCAACGAUUACCUUCAACAUGGGCCGCAAAUCAAGAAUCAUCCUAGAGCUUGUGUCGCUCGACUCAGCGCCGUCGCCGGACUCGUCACUGCCGGAAAAUGAGACCGCAGAGGGCCUGUCACUAGCCCUGCAUAUACUUCUGAGCUACACGCAUCGCAACAACGAACAGAUGCGUACUCGACCACUACCGCCGCAAGUAACACGCUCCAGGGGCCAACAGCCAUAUGCCCUCUUGCGACCCCUCAUCGGGCGGACGACAUAUCUACGCAACUUAUCCGCAGCAACCAAGCGCAUAGGUGCCCUGACCCAUACGCUCCAAGCCGCAGGUCUCCCCUCAACCUUCACUGUUGUGACAACUACACCCGCCGUGCCAGAUACAUCACCCGCGACUCAGGCGCCCAACACCUCGUCCGCAGCGCACACGCUUGUGCGAAACGCGUUCCAGCCGCCCGAGUUUACAAUAACGCUUACCCUUCUUGAUGACGUGACACUCACGGUUCGCGGGCGUACGUUCCUGCACCCCUUUAUAUCGACUUACUAUUUCGUGGUUGUACCACCGUCAUCUCCAUUGGCGACGCUCUGCCCCCCUCACAAAGAUGGAUACAUAGAUAUUCCAUCCCUGAUAGCCUAUCUCCGCAUCGCCUGCGUCAAGUCUAUCACGCACAACAUGUUCUCGCGCUAUGGAGAGAAGCAUUGGAUCCUUGGUGUGACGGGGACGGCCAUUCAAAAUCAAGAGGGGACAUUGGAACUGCGAUUCGACCUCAAGAAAGAGCAAGGCGAACCGGCGAUCUCUCUUGUCCAUGUGACGCAUAGAGGACAGCCAGAACUAAAAGAGUAUGUCUGGAAAGACAACAAGCAGGAAUCGUUGGAGGGAACCCUGCCGCAAAAGGUUGGCCAAAUUGUUGACGAGGGGAAAAGAUAGAAAGGAUAUAGAUGAGAUACCCGACAUACCAACGAAUCCGCGUCUUUAAUGAUCUGAAUCUGUCCAUCUAAUCUAAGCAAUGUAGCUACUUUGGCCAGUAAUAUCUCAUCAGGGUACUUAUCUCCCGUGCCAUGUUAAUUAUUCAUCUCCCCAAACGCCUUACAAACAAUCAUAACCACAUCGUAGGCAAAAAUGACGCUCUCCGCCUGUCGUACAAGCGCAUUGCUGCUCCUCAUGCUCAAUUCCUUGAACCAGUAAACAGGUACUUGAGUUCCGCGUGCGAGAGUCUACCAAUCUUCUUGCUCUCAUCCUCGUCUAGGGCGGCCUCGACGACUUCUUUCUUCUUCGUCUGCAGUUCGACAAUCCUAUCCUCCACUGUCUCUUGCGUGAGGAUACGGUACACCUUGACCUCUUUCUUCUGGCCAAUUCGAUACGCCCGAUCGACAGCCUGCAUUU